UAUGAAUAUUCCAAAGACCCGGAAGUGGGGCGUUACUGCUGUGUUGCUGUCGAGUCACCUCUGUAAGGAUGGAGAAAAACGAACUGCUAUCAUGCUGAUUAAUGAAGGAUCCUGACAAGCGAGCAUCACAAACAGACAUAUUUAGACUAAAGCCGUUUCUCUUAAACUGCUGCAUCGUUUCUGUAACGCUUUGCCAAAAUGAUGGAAGAAAUCGACAGAUUCCAAGUGCCUUCGGUCAACGGGGAGACACAGCCUCUGGACCCAGCAGCAUCCUCCACUUCAGAUGCAGACCCUGACACUAAGGGAGAGACUGUGGCCAUAAACUACAAGCCCUCGCCACUGCAAGUCCAAAUAGAGAAACAGAGGGACCUUGCCAGGAAGGGAUCAGUGAAGAAUGGCACAGUGGGAAGUCCUGUCAAUCAACAGCCCAAGAAGAAUGCCAGGACAAGGUUGGUUGUGCCAAACAAAGGCUACUCCUCUUUAGACCAGAGCCCUGAUGAGAAGCCCCUGGUAGCACUGGACACUGACAGUGAUGAUGACUUCGACAUGUCCAGAUACUCCUCAUCAGGAUACUCCUCAGCCGAGGUGAGAUGUCUGAGGGACCAGCAGAUCAACCAAGACCUGAACAUCCAGCUGCUAAAGGAUGGGUACCGGCUCGAUGAGAUUCCAGAUGAUGAGGACCUGGAUCUGAUCCCGCCUAAAGCAGUAAACCCCACCUGCAUGUGCUGCCAGGCUGCUCCCUCCACAGCCUGUCAAAUCCAGUAGCACCAUCGCUCCCCCCAAAAAGUCCCCCAGCCUGCCACCUGCACUGAGGCCAAGUACCGAGCAGAAUGGCAGCGAGUAGGCAUAACUGUCAACUGGCAAUGGCACAAAGGGAAAAUAAGGGUUUUUAAAUGCUAAAUAAGAAAAGGAAAAAUAGGUCAAGUCUUGAGAAAAGAGUCAAUAUCUACAGCAUAUGUGCAUGUUCCUCCUAUGGUAGGAUCUGUGCAACUUAUUUCUCCAUUGUCUGUUCUGUGUGGACUUGACUGAUGGCAGAAACUUUACCUCUAAGGAAACCAUGAUAUUUUUGCCUCUCCAUCAUUUGACUUCAGUUUCAUGCUUGUGGAUAUUUUGGUUUGCAAGGACUACGAAGGAUUGUUCAGUGUGGAAGAAGAGAAACAACAAAAUAAAUGGAAUGACAGGAGCUCAACCAAA
Messenger RNA from Monopterus albus (swamp eel), 1194 nucleotides. RefSeq names its product family with sequence similarity 219 member Aa (gene fam219aa). NCBI's taxonomy places the organism in Eukaryota, Metazoa, Chordata, Actinopteri, Synbranchiformes, Synbranchidae. The record is from RefSeq and is a predicted model, not a curated record. The transcript is spliced from 6 exons. Bases 199 to 765 code for a protein of 188 amino acids.